This is a messenger RNA of Panonychus citri (citrus red mite), 4328 nucleotides long. RefSeq names its product high affinity cationic amino acid transporter 1-like. The transcript has 11 exons. Gene Ontology annotation, cellular component: plasma membrane. Gene Ontology annotation, molecular function: amino acid transmembrane transporter activity. NCBI's taxonomy places the organism in Eukaryota, Metazoa, Arthropoda, Arachnida, Trombidiformes, Tetranychidae. The record is from RefSeq and is a predicted model, not a curated record. The coding region runs from base 1867 to 3840 and encodes 657 amino acids. Gene Ontology annotation, biological process: transmembrane transport; amino acid transport.
AAAUUCUAUUGACAAUUAGUGACAGAAGAAUAAUUUAACAUAGUUAUUGACAAUUAUCUCUCCACAAUUGAUUAAAAGAUCAACAAUUAACUUGAGUUGAUGUAAACUCGUCGUUGUUGUCAAGGUAAUGGAAAAGUAAACAAAUGAUGUAAUAUCAACAUCGAUCACUUUUUCUUUGUUAUUAUUUGUCUCAUGUCUUCAUUUGAUUGUAAAUCAUUGAUUGUUGCGAUUUAAUUUUAAUUUGUCUAGUAUUGCUAUUCUAAAUUGUGUAUCAGGAACAAUGGGUUGAUCAGGACAAUAUAAAUUAAUUGUAUUCUCAUCGAAUCGUAAUCAUCAUCAUCUCCAUCAAAUCCUCACACAACCAUUGGAAUCAUCAUUUAAUUUUCAAUUAAAAUGUGAUGAGAAAUUAAUUUUAAUCUACCUGAUGAUCAUUCUGAUUGAAAUUAAUUAACUAAUAUUAUUGUUUAUCAUAAUUCAUUGAUUACUUAUAAUUGUCAGUUGAUUUAGUGUUCAUGUUUAUCAUGUUGUGUCACGUUAAUGAUUGUUUAUUGUUAUUAUUAUGAUUACAUGAAAUUGUUGAUUGUAGUAAACCUGUUGAGUUAAUUGGUCAGUUUUAUAUUGAUGAGAAACAAAAAUUAAUCAAUUGAUUGCUUAAUGAUCAUGAUGCAAUUUAUAAGAUAAUCGUUGUAAACAUCAUUAUGAUCAAUGAUUUUUACCUCUAUUUUAAUUGUUGAUCAUUCAUCUUGAUUGUCAGAUUUUACCAAUUAAUGUGAUUAUUUAUGGUUACAUGUCUGCAAAUGUCUAUGUGUUGAUUGAUCAAACUCAAUUCUUGUGUAAUUAUCAUCUCAUCAUCUCAUCAUCAUUUGGUGAUUACUGUUUUUAACGUGUUUUAAUCAAUAAGCUGAGACCCAUGAGAUGCUAGUGAUUAACCUAAAUAAUAAUGAACACUACCGGCUAUUAAUAGAGAUAUUGAACAAUUAACAAGACAAACUUUUCCAAUUGUAAUUAAGAUCUUCAAGUUAAUUAACGAAAGAAAAUUGAAAAGCAAAUGUGAUUAACUUUAUCUCUUCUAUGUAAUAUUAACUUCUCGAGACGAACAUUUAAUUUCAUUGUUUCCAAUCUUCUUCUGGUUCAUUCUAAUCAUCGACAAUUAAAUCAAACAACCUCAAUUCAAAGAGUGAGAGAAAGAGAAAGAAAGGAAAAAAUUAUCAUCAUGAUCAUCACAAUUGUCACCUUUUUUUUGUUAUAUUAUUUUCUCCAUGAACAAUAACAAUAUUGUGGAAAAAUUAUUCAAUAAUAAUUAAUGAAUUUGUAUUUUAAUUGUAAGAACAAAAUUUCACAUCAACAAAGGUAAUCAAACGAAACCCUUGAAGGCAUCAAAAUACAAGACAAAGACAAGAAUCAUGAUUAAUGCUCACCCAGCGAUCAUGUUAAUCAACCACCAAAGCUGAACAACAAUCAACUGAUUACAAUUAUCUUCAUCAAUUACAAUUUGAUCAUUAUUAAGGAACAACAAUUAAAUGUGAAUUAAAUGAUGGCGAGUUAACGUGGGUGUAGCUUUUUAAUGUUUCUUUUGACAUCUUGCCUCUCCUGGUAUUCCUACCUAAAGCUACCUUGAGCGAUUAUUGUAGUUGUUUUUUUCUUCAUCAAAUGAUUACAUCAACUCCAUCAUCAUCAUCAACAACAUCAACUUUAUUCUGAUCAGCAAUCAACUAUCAACAUCUUUUUAGUUAGCAACACUUUUUUUUUCUUCUCUCUCUCUUUUCUUCAGCAAUCAACAAAAGUAUCAACACAACAAGGGAACAAAGAGUUAAUUUGGUAAAUUGAAUAUCUCUUUUUUUUUGUUAAUCCAUCAAGUGAAUUGCGAUGAAUGUCAAAUCAUUUGGAAAAGCUCUUGUACGACGUAAACAAAUUGAACCCAAUUCUCCGUCGAGCGUUUUGAAUCGCUGCUUAACGACCUUUGAUUUAACGGCUCUUGGUGUUGGAAGUACUCUUGGUCUUGGAUUGUAUGUCAUCUCCGGUGAUGUCGCGUCCAAAGAAGCUGGACCUGCGGUAAUUUUUUCCUUUCUUUUCGCUGCCGUCGCCUCGAUUCUUGCUGGUCUUUGCUAUGCUGAGUUCGGUGCUCGUGUUCCCAAGGCGGGAUCAGCUUAUAUCUACAGUUAUGUUACCGUUGGUGAAUUUAUCGCUUUCAUUAUCGGUUGGAAUAUGAUUCUUGAAUAUGUAAUCGGAACUGCAUCAGUUGCUCGUGGAUUCAGUGGUUACAUGGAUUCGCUGUUUAAUAAAACGAUGUCUCGACAUUUCGAACAGUGGAUGCCGAUUGAUAUUCCAAACAUGUCUCGUUAUCCUGAUCUUUUCGCUUUUGCUAUUACAAUGUUUUUAUCAUUUUUGUUGGCUCUUGGUGUUAGAGAAUCAACUCGAUUUACGAGUAUUUUCACCGUAAUUAAUCUUAUCAUUGUGACUUUCGUCAUCGUUAUCGGAGCAUUUAAGGUCGAUUUUCAUAAUUGGGCUCUCGACCCGGUUAAAGAUCAACUUCCAGCCACCGCUGGAAAAGGUGGAUUUCUACCGUUUGGAUUUUCGGGAAUGAUGGCUGGAGCUGCGACCUGUUUCUACUCUUUCGUCGGGUUCGAUAUCAUCGCAACGACCGGCGAAGAGGCUCAAAAUCCUCAGAAAUCAAUUCCAAUCUCAAUUGUUGCUUCUCUUUUGAUCUCAUUUUUUGCCUACUUCGGUGUUUCCAGUAUCCAAACUCUGAUGGCUCCUUAUUAUGAGCUCGCAGUUUCAGCGCCACUUCCUUUCGCCUUUGAACGAGCCAAUCUCUCCUUUGCUUGGUGGUUCAUCACAAUCGGUGCUCUUGCCGGCCUUUCAACCAGUCUUCUUGGUGCCAUGUUCCCAAUGCCUCGAGUCCUUUAUUCAAUGGCAACCGAUGGAUUAAUCUUCCAAUUUCUGGCCUACGUUCAUCCCACCACACAAACCCCACUCGCCGCUACCAUAGCAUCCGGACUAUUUGCCGGAAUCAUGGCCGUGUUUUUUGACGUCGACGAACUCGCUGGUAUGAUGUCAAUCGGUACCCUUCUUGCUUACACCUUAGUCGCUGUAUCAAUUUUGAUCCUCAGUUACGAGUCUUUAAUCGUAUCGAAACAAACACGUUUCGCUAAUCGUAAUCAUCGUUUCUCAAAUGAAACUGAUGCUUUAAAUACUUCUGAAUAUGAGCCUUUAACCCAAUCUCAAUUCGAUGAAUAUGACGUUGAAAAGGAAGCAAAUGAUGAUAAUGAACGAGCAAUUAGUCCCGAACUAUCAUCAGAUUCAGGACCCGAAUCAACGAUUCCAUUAACUAAUGAUAAUGGUUUUCUCCCGAUAAUUGGUAGAUUUAAGAGACGAGUCUUUAAUUCAUCAGGGAUUAUCUCACCUAAUCAAGAGACUUCAUUCAUGAGUAAAUUUUUAAUCUCUGUCAUCUGUGGAAACAUUAUACUAUUGGAUUUACUGUUAGUUUUACUUGAAAAUCAUCUCAGUCAAUUAAAUCUGAUCUCCUUAAUUGCUGUCGCCGCGGUAUUGGCCUACCUGUAUACGAUGAUUUUUGCUCUCUCCCGACAGCCAAUCUCAACUACUGGCUCAGGAUUUAAGGUUCCUUGGGUUCCAUUCACUCCAAUCAUCUCGAUCUUCAUUAAUGUCUAUUUAAUGAUGAAACUUUCAAUCGCUACUUGGGUUCGUUUCGCAGUUUGGAUGAUCAUAGGGUUGGCAAUUUACCUUUUCUAUGGUAUUUGGAAUAGCAAAGAGCGUAACAAUAGUGAAACAAUUCAAAUUGCUCCAGUUUCUUAUAAAUCAAAGGAAUCAACAUUGAGUUAAAUUGUUAAUUGUUAACAAUUGAUAAAUUUUUACUUCGUAUCUCUUACUACAAAUGAAAAUUAUUUCUCUCUCAUCAUCAUCAAAAUGGUUAAUUGAAAUUAAUUUAAUUCACCAAUCACCAUUCGGAUGAUGAAACUGUCAACAUAAUCAACUUUAAUCAUUCAACUACAAUUAACUAUUAUUGUAUUUUUAUUGACUCCAAUCCAUCAACAAUCAAAUCUUUAUGGACCAAAAAAUAUUGUUUCUAAUUUAACUAAUUGAUCAAUUUUAGUUUUGACAAUUUAAUUACCAUUAUAUAAAUAUAACUAUCAAGAGACAAUUAGAUUAAUUUUGGCUUAAUCAUUACCAAUUUAUAUAUAUAAAUAUACAAUCUAAUUUUCUUACCAAUUUAAUUGUUAAUCUACUAUAAUUAACUUUUUUUUUGUUUUUACUCUUUUAAUUGUAUUAAUUCAUUGAUGAUGAUGAUGAUGUUCAUUGUAAUUUGUUAA